Babjeviella inositovora NRRL Y-12698 is the source of this 1197-nucleotide messenger RNA. Its product is annotated as ferredoxin reductase family protein. Gene Ontology annotation, cellular component: plasma membrane. Gene Ontology annotation, biological process: intracellular iron ion homeostasis; iron ion transport; copper ion import. Gene Ontology annotation, molecular function: ferric-chelate reductase activity. Lineage: Eukaryota; Fungi; Ascomycota; Pichiomycetes; Serinales. The transcript has 3 exons. The coding region runs from base 4 to 1173 and encodes 389 amino acids. The record is from RefSeq and is a predicted model, not a curated record.
UUCAUGUUGGGGUCCGCUAUUGUCAACUGGACAACCUGGUUUAGAAAGUACGUCACCCUCACUGCGGCCUUCAAGAAGGACAGAAAUGUGCCGUUAAAGUUUCUCGGUGUUCCGGUGGCGCUCAUUCCCACCAGAAUGGAAUCCAUUAUUGUCUUUUUACUUUGGACAUACAUGAUUUUGGCCAACUGUGUUGGCCAUCACCAUGUGGAGGGAAAUACUAUUUGGAAGCACCCAAUGGGUGAGAUCGGUAGACUCGUGGCUGACAGGUCAGGUGUCCUUGCUCUCUUCACAUAUCCAUUGCUUAUCUUGUUUGCUGGUAGAAACAACUUCUUGAUCUACAUCACCAGAUGGAACUUUUCCAGAUUCAACAUCUACCAUAGGAAUCUUUCAAGAAUGUUCUUUGUCAUGUCUACCGUUCAUGGCAUUGCCAUUACCAUAUCUGCCUUUGGUAUUUCCCCUGAUAAGUAUGCUGGUAGAAUGAAGAAGCCAUACGUAAUUUGGGGUACUGUUGCAACAAUCUUGAUGGGGUUCAUGAUGAUUCAAGGCAUGCUUGUGUUGAGAAGAAAGUCUUACGAAACCUUCUUAAUUAUUCAUAUCAUCUUUGCUGUGUUUGUUUUGAUUGGUGUUCAUACCCACAUUGGUCCUUUCUUCUGGCAAGGCUACACCUGGUCAGUUGUUGGCCUUUGGGGAUUGGAUAGGGUUAUCAGAUUGAUUCGCAUGUUUAGCUUUGGUAUAAAGGAGGCGAGCGUCACGUUAGUCGCCGGUGAAACCUUGAAGGUGACGGUGCCAAAGCCAAAAUACUGGAACUCUCAGCCUGGUCAGUAUGCAUUUGUUUCUUUCAUGAUGCCAGCUUGUUUCUGGCAAUCUCAUCCAUUUACCGCAAUUUCCUCCAACGAAAAUGAGCUCAGUUUUGCCAUCAAGGUCAAAGGUGGUGUCACCCUGAGCUUGUACAAGCGCUUGGUUUCCAUGCCUUCUCAGACUGCAACCAUCAAGGUAUGUGUCGAAGGACCUUAUGGGUUCUCAUCCCCAACUCAGAAAUACAGCCAGUCCGUUGCGGUUGUCACUUGUGGACACGAUAGCAUGGUUGAUUCGGUCCGUUAUGCCGUUGUGCACAACUUGGAUGCAACCACCCAUCGUGUGGACUACUUUGAGGAGUUGCAGAUUUGGGCUUGAGUGAUCACCAUAUGGUGCUAUAGA